ACGGGGGAGGAGGCGGCACUGCGGCAGGGCGCAGGCCGGGGCGGGCAUCGGCAGGGGGUGCGGCCGGGGUAGGCGGUGACGGGACAGGGCGCGCCAGGCGGGCGAGCGACGCAGGGAGGUGCCGGGAGGGUGCGCGGUCAGGCGCACCGGGCGGCGGCAGCCGUGGGGGCCGGGCAGAGGGGGCGGCGCGGGGUUGGCCGGCGCCGGGGAAGGAAGGCGCCAGGUCGAGCUCCGCUGCUGUCUCAUCCGGUUGCUGCAUCUUUCCCGUUGAUGUAUAUAAAUAUAAAAAACAUUCUCAGCUCCUCUCCUUCCGCUCCACGACCACAAGCACGGCGCCGCGCUAAGGAUGCUGCGCCUGCGACUUCCGUGCGCGGGUGGCCCCGCACCGGCCGCCGGCCGGUGGAGACCCCCGGGGCAGGCGCGGGGCCCGGCGCGGACGGCUCCACGGCUCGGCCGAGGGCACGCCGCCGCUUCCUCCGCCGACGGCAGCGGCGCUCCGAGCUCUCCGCCCCUCCACUACGAUCCUUUGGCCGACCUCCUUGGACCAGACGUCGACCCAAUCUCAUCCGAGAAUACUGCUCCAGUUGCAGAGAAGGGGAAGCUGAGGUCCUGGGUUGGUCCAAAUGGGCAAUACUAUCGUGAGCUGCCUUGCCUGAGCUGUCGAGGUAGAGGGUACACUCCUUGCAAAGAAUGCGGGAUAGAUAGAUCCAGUUUGGACUGCCCUAUGUGCAAUGGCAAGGGCAUUAGGAUGUGUGUGCAAUGUGCUGGAGAGUGUGUUAUAUGGCAAGAAUCUAUUGAUGAGCAACCAUGGGAGAAAGUUCGUUCUAGUUCUCCCUUGAAAGUAAAAGAGGAUGAUGAAGUCGACAAGCUGGAGAUAAAGAUCAACACACCAAAAAGGUCAAAGCGCACUUACGCAUCUCCAUCCCGCGAAGUUGCAAUGAAGAUUAGCCGAUCUUUGAGAAGUUUGAAUGCUACAACAGGACUGUUCACUAAGCAUAUGAAGAUUAUACACCAAGACCCCAAAUUGCAUGCGCAAAGGGUCGCUGCAAUCAAGAAAACCAAAGGAACUGCUGCUGCAAGAAAGCAUGCAUCUGAAACUCAAAAGGCAUUCUUCAGUAAUCCUGAGAAUCGUCUUAAGAGAAGCAUUGCCAUGAAAGGGGUGAAGUUUUUCUGCAGCAAAUGUGGGCAAGAAGGUCAUAGAAGCUUCUACUGCCCAACAGUGAGACAAAAUUCAGGCAGAGUGAAUUUCAGAUGCCGGUUAUGUGGGGGAAAGGGUCAUAAUAGCCGAACAUGUGGAAAGCCAAAGUCAGAGAAUGAGCAUCAACGACAACCUCGGCACUGCAGCCAAUGUGGUGAAAGGGGACACAACCGCCGUAACUGUCCCAGAUCCACCACUAUUGACGUUGGUGCUUCUGGCUAUAUAGUUAAACAAGUUAAUGAUCGUAAUUCGGUUAUGUAUUCAUGUAGUUUGUGCUCAGCAAAGGGGCAUAAUAGGCGGACAUGCCCGAAAAGAAAGGCUAACAUAGGACAAAAGAAAGAGUAAGGUAUAAUACACGUUUAGGUGUUUGCUGAGAAGUUCGUGAUGGUUACUUUCAUUUCCUUAUAUAAUACACGUUGGUGCACGAAACCAAGUUGGUUUCUGUUGCAUUUGUGUAUUUUCCCCACUACCUUUGCAUUGUAUAGUUGCAUAGUUGCAUUA
Messenger RNA from Oryza brachyantha (malo sina), 1699 nucleotides. Its product is annotated as branchpoint-bridging protein. NCBI's taxonomy places the organism in Eukaryota, Viridiplantae, Streptophyta, Magnoliopsida, Poales, Poaceae. Gene Ontology annotation, cellular component: cytoplasm. The record is from RefSeq and is a predicted model, not a curated record. Gene Ontology annotation, molecular function: zinc ion binding; translation regulator activity; mRNA binding. The transcript has 8 exons. Gene Ontology annotation, biological process: positive regulation of cytoplasmic translation. Bases 347 to 1543 code for a protein of 398 amino acids.